AUGAACAGUUUACAGUGUGUUGGAGGGCCCUCAGAAGUCUCAUCCAAAGUCAGUGAAAAGGAGGUUGCACCCUUAAAACCAGUGAUUGGCAGCUCAGCAGAUCCAGUGGCAAAAGAAUCAGUGGAAUGGAAACCAAAGCAACACAAACCAAAACUUAGUGGAAAGACAGAAGGACAGGGACCCUCUGUAAACUCUCAGACAACAAAUAUGAAACUCAAAGCUCCAAGUUCCACAAGGUGGUUUUGUAUAUCCAGGCAAAUGAAAGCAAAACCUGGUGAAAAGACAGAGGGUCAGGAUCCUUCAAUAAAGACAGAGGUCAAUCCGUCCCUGAACUCUGAAACAUCAGAUACCACACUCAAAGUAUACACUUCCAACAGCAGCAGAGGGUAUAAUGCCUCUAAAGCUCCGUCCUUCAGAAAUGUAACCACGCAUGGACAUAAACUACCUAAACAGGUUCCCCCUAUUAUGACAGCAUUAGAAAAACAAGGAGAAUGCGAUGUCCAGUCAGAAAGUGUGCAUGAGCUACAUAUUCAGGCCCCUCAAGUAGUGCUGUCUGCAAAUGACCAGGAUCCUCAUGAGGCACAGAGUGAAGAGGAUGGAAAUGAGAGCGCUGAAGGACACGUGCCAAUAGAAUUGUUUGCAGAGUUUCUACAGGUCGUGAUGACAAGGAAUUACCAGCUUGCAAAGAAACUCUGUCAGAUGAUUUUAAUUUAUGAGCCUCAGAACUCAGAGGCCAAGAGCUUCCUACCUCUCAUAGAAGAAAAAUUACUGAUAGCGUCUCACAGCCACAUCACGCGGUGUGAAACAUCCUCCGUGUGCCUCCGUUUUUCUGGAUUUUAUUGUGACACCUGUGACUUCGUAAGUGUGUUGCUUAUUUCUCGCGCUUUGGAUGCGCUGUUAGGUGCGCUGCUCUAUCAGAGCGCAUUUCUGAACGUGACAGAACACGAGACAGAUGAUCCUUGUGACGGGGAGUGA
Molecule: messenger RNA, 975 nt
Organism: Sinocyclocheilus grahami
Lineage: Eukaryota; Metazoa; Chordata; Actinopteri; Cypriniformes; Cyprinidae
Product: glutamate-rich protein 2-like
Exons: 12
Coding region: 1-975 (324 amino acids)
Source: RefSeq, a predicted model, not a curated record